AUGAGUGAGGAGAUGCAGCAAGAUGCAGUGGACUGUGCGACACAGGCACUAGAGAAGUUUAACAUUGAAAAGGAUAUUGCAGCAUUUAUCAAGAAGGAAUUUGACAAGAAGUACAACCCAACAUGGCACUGCAUAGUCGGCCGCAACUUUGGCUCUUAUGUCACGCAUGAGACUCGCCACUUUAUCUACUUUUACCUUGGCCAGGUUGCCAUACUCCUGUUUAAGAGUGGUUAA
Messenger RNA from Parnassius apollo (apollo), 234 nucleotides. NCBI's taxonomy places the organism in Eukaryota, Metazoa, Arthropoda, Insecta, Lepidoptera, Papilionidae. The record is from the annotation of a GenBank genome assembly.